Messenger RNA from Homarus americanus (American lobster), 2032 nucleotides. RefSeq names its product acyl-coenzyme A thioesterase 9, mitochondrial-like. NCBI's taxonomy places the organism in Eukaryota, Metazoa, Arthropoda, Malacostraca, Decapoda, Nephropidae. Gene Ontology annotation, biological process: acyl-CoA metabolic process. Bases 290 to 1678 code for a protein of 462 amino acids. Gene Ontology annotation, molecular function: fatty acyl-CoA hydrolase activity. The transcript has 12 exons. Gene Ontology annotation, cellular component: mitochondrion. The record is from RefSeq and is a predicted model, not a curated record.
AAAAAAAUUCUAUAGCUCGAGAAAUGAGAUUUAUCGCGCGUCUGAUAGCUCUUACUUCACUUGUUAUAAUUACACAAACGACUAUACAUUAGUUUUAAAGCACAAUUUCAAUUAUUUGCUGAUUCGGACCGAGUUAAUAUAUGUCCGGAAGUUCCACAGCAUUUCCUCCAAAAUUAGCCACAAUUGGCCAGAAAUAUCUUGAAGACGAUCUAGCAAGUGGUUUAUUUUGGUUCUCACAAGUCAGGAAUCAGGAGCCCGAGAGACCAAGUCAGUUCUCAGGUCAGACAAAAUGAGAUCUUUGCUUCACUCAUUCACCAAUGCUUGUAAGGUCAGAGUUGCCUCCCAGUGGAUGAGAGGAGUGUUCAGGGAGAGGCACUUGAGAAGUUUAACAGCAGUGACACAGACGAAACAAUUGCACGUGCCCCCACAAGAUGAAUCUUCUGGAAAGACUGUCAAAGAGGUGAUAUCAUCCCUAACACACAAGAUUGGAGCGGCAAAGAGUUUUGGUGAAGUUAUGGAUCGGAGUUAUCUGUUUGAUCUGCUACCAGCUUCCCAGGAUGAGCUACCCCCACGCAACAUGAUGGAUAGCUGGGAUAGUGCCAUUAUUCCUCUGGGAUCAGAGGAAAGACUCCGUGAGAAGUAUGUGACCUUUAUGGGAGGUGUGAGAAUUGGACGUCUGUUGGAAGACCUUGAUGUUUUUGCUGUGUGGCUCUGCUAUAAACACAUCAAAAACCCUCAUCAAAAGGCAGAUAUGCCCAGUCCGUAUAGUAUUGUGACAGCACUUGUGGACCGGAUAGAUUUUAAUCAAAGGAUGACUUUACGGCCAGAUAAGGAUAUCAGGCUCUCUGGACAUGUUUCAUGGGCUGGUCAGUCGUCCCUGGAAACUAUUUUAACAGUUGAACAAUAUAUUGAUGGUAAUUGGCAAAAGAUAACUCGUGCAGUGUUUGUCAUGGUUGCUCGGGAUCCUCUGAAUCAAGGUUCAGUGCCUGUUAAUCCAUUGGUAUGUGAGACUCCCGAGGAGCGGAAAAUACUUCAAAGAGGAGAUAUAAGCAAACUGCAUCGAAAAGUGGUUCAAGAAGAGAGCUUAUUCAGAGUCCCACCAAAUGAGUCAGAGAAAACUUUGGUUCAUGAAAUGUUUAUGUCGAUGGCAAACCCUGAGGAGCUCUCCUUCACUUCUAAGAAUAAACCUGAAAAUUCUGUAUGGAUUGAAGAAACCAAACUGAAGAAUCUCAUCAUAUGCCAUCCUGAGCACAGGAACCGAUUCAGGAAGGUGUUUGGAGGAUUCAUCAUGCGCCAGGCCUAUGAACUGGGCUGGGCAUGUGCUUUUACAUUUAGCAAACAGCGACCAAGAGCUUUAUACAUAGAUGACAUCAUGUUCCGUCAGCCAGUGGAGAUUGGUUCUCUCCUCUACCUUAACUCCCAGGUUGUGUAUACAGAAGGCAAGCAUAUACAGAUUAGUACAAAAGCAAGUGUAGUGGAUGCAUUUACAGGAUCAACCAACUUGACAAACAUCUUCCAUUUUACUUAUCAAGUUGACCAACCUGUCCACUCCGCAAUGCCCAAGACAUAUCAUGAAGCCAUGUUGUACCUGGAUGGUCGACGUCGCUACCAGUUAGUGAGAGGACUCCGCAAGUUCUAUGGCCAAGGGGAAGUGACUUCAGACACUAGUUUAGAGUAGGGUUUGCUUAACUGAUUAAGAUAAACAAGUGUGAAUUUUCUAUUUACUACUAUAGUUAUUUGUUGAUGCAGUUUUAUGCUCAUGAUUAAUUUUCACCUUAUUUAAGGAGAAGCGGUCUCUUGCAGUAUAUCCUUUAUUAUGCAUAUUAACUAAUUCUUAUUACAUAUUAAUGCUAGCAUAAUUAUUGCUUAAUAGUGCUGUAUGAAUAGAGCUUAAUUUGAAUUGAUUACACAUCAUGUAUAGCCACACGUCACUUACAUAAGGUGCGCACACUAGUACAGAUACACCACCGAUUAUCCGGGAAACUGAUAGUCCGGCACCUCCUUUAGUCCGGACAAAAUUACGAGAGGGCAG